Messenger RNA from Fragaria vesca subsp. vesca, 912 nucleotides. RefSeq lists its product as uncharacterized. The coding region runs from base 1 to 912 and encodes 303 amino acids. Lineage: Eukaryota; Viridiplantae; Streptophyta; Magnoliopsida; Rosales; Rosaceae. Gene Ontology annotation, cellular component: nucleus. The transcript has 4 exons. Gene Ontology annotation, molecular function: protein binding. The record is from RefSeq and is a predicted model, not a curated record. Gene Ontology annotation, biological process: regulation of flower development.
AUGUCGACAUAUGAUCUCUCUGUUGACGAUGGCUCAUUCUAUUGCCAUUCCUUUGAAGCUGACCCCUUCUCUGAUCCUUUCACACCUUUCUCAGACUCAGCCCUUGAUAUCCUCCAAACACUCUCAGACUACCAAAACACACAAACCCUAGUUGAGGAGCAGCCUCAUUCUCUUGAGCAAAGCUCCUCAAAUCUUGUUUCUUCUUCACCCCCGAGUUUCCAAUUGGAAAGUUUGAACCUCUACCAAGCAACCCAUUUAAGCUCGGUUGAAAAUGAUCCCAAUUUGGGAAAUGUGUUGGAAGAUUUCUUAGUUUUGGAAAAUUUGUUGGCGGAAAGUGAGCAAUGUCUUGUCGGUUCUGAGCAAAAUGCAUGCGACACCCAAGUUUCCCAACAAGCUUUUGCUCCUCAUAGUUGUAGUGGUGGUGCUGAAAAUGUGGCCGAGUAUAUGCAAAGUAGCUAUAGCAGCAACUCCUUCGAUGGACAACCUGGUUUUGUUUUCCGACCUUGCUUUGACCCUCUCCUGGAAUCCCCAAAUUUUCAAACCCAAGAAGCCUCCUUGAGCUCACCUGAGAGCAGUUACUUGACUAGUCACAUGAAGAGGGUUUCCAGCACCGAAGAUAUGCAAAACAUCGAAAUAGCUCGUGAUCCUCAAGAGAGCUCGGCCAUGGAGAUUGCUAAGAAAUUCAAGAUGACUAGGUACACUGCAGAAGAGAGGAAAGAAAGGAUUUCGAAGUACAGAUCGAGGAAAGCGCAAAGAAACUUCAACAAGACUAUUAAGUAUGCAUGCCGGAAGACAGUAGCAGACAGGCGUCCACGCAUAGGUGGACGAUUUGUAAGAUAUGGGCAAGCUGGUGAGACUCACAGACCUGCAUGUUCAACCAGAGAAGAAGACGAAGAUGAUCUGUGGAUUUAA